Messenger RNA from Daphnia pulex (common water flea), 1500 nucleotides. Its product is annotated as macrodontain-1-like. Gene Ontology annotation, biological process: immune response. The record is from RefSeq and is a predicted model, not a curated record. Gene Ontology annotation, molecular function: cysteine-type endopeptidase activity. The transcript has 9 exons. NCBI's taxonomy places the organism in Eukaryota, Metazoa, Arthropoda, Branchiopoda, Diplostraca, Daphniidae. Gene Ontology annotation, cellular component: lysosome. The coding region runs from base 194 to 1294 and encodes 366 amino acids.
GUCGUGUAUUUAUACUUUGGUUAUGGGUUUUUUUUUUCUUUUCCCCGAUGAGGUUUAUCUGUUUUCCCAAGUCGUUUGAAAUUAUUGUCAUGUUGGUAGCGCUUUCUUCGAUGCGCAUCCAAGUAGUAUUACAGUACCGUAUCAGGGUUAACGACCUGAAAAAAAAAGAAACAAUUAAGAGCUGUUGCUGGGGAUGUCCCCAUGCGAGUUACACCCGUCCAAGGAGAGGCUCGCAGUUAGUGUCCAGCCAACCCACGAGCAGGCAACACACGAAAAAAUGAAGUUGGUCAACAUUUGUUUCCUAUCUCUCGCCAUUUUCGUCGGCUACUCUGUAACCCAAGAGGAAACAGCGGAAGAUCUCGCCAAAUUCAAGGAAUUUAAGAAACGACACAAGAAGACCUACAACGGAGCGCUAGAGCGAGUUCACUUUAAACGCUGGAAAAAGAGGAGGGCCGUCAUCGAUGAUCACAAUAACCAAAAUCGUCCUUUUCUUCUGGGCGAGAAUAUUUACUCAGAUCUAAGCGAGGAAGAGUGGGAUACCUACCUUCUGGGCGUGAAAAUACCCAAAGAAUUCGUCAACACGGAAGAAGUGGUGGUCCCUCCCGAAAGUGCCGUGCAAAGCGUCGGAAAUCGUCAAACUCUUCCUUCGCUGGAUUUACGCAACCACACCUGCAUGCCGCCUGUCAAGAUCCAGUCUCCGUGCGGUGGAUGCUGGGCUUUCAUAGCCACGGCAGCAGUCGAGUUUCAGACGUGUAUCGCUAAUAACGGAACCAAAACUCCUCUCCUGCUCAGUGAACAACAGCUGAUUGAUUGCAGCAGCAGUUACGGCACAAAAGGAUGCAGCGGUGGAUUCUAUUCGCAGGCGUGGGACUACCUCAUGGCUAUUGGUGGACAGGCGAGCAAUGCCACAUAUCCUUAUAAGGCAGCGGUCGGCAAUUGCAGUUUUGUCAAGGAUGUUACUCCAACGGUUGGCAAAAUUUCACGAUACUCUUUUUUGGCUAAAAAUGAAACAGCCAUACUGACGGCAGUGCAAAAGGGUCCCAUCGCCGUGUCUAUUGUUACCAAUUCGAAUUUCACCCUCUACAAGUCAGGCAUUUUUGACGACGACACCUGCAAGAAUGGAACUGUCAAUCAUGGCGUCCUCAUUGUGGGUUACGGCAGGACCAACUCCACCGAUUACUGGAUAGUCCGCAAUUCGUGGGGAACGUCUUGGGGUAUGAGUGGCUACAUAUUUAUGAAGCGCAACGUCAAUAUAUGUCGCAUAGCCGAAUACGCAUUCCUCGCCACCAUAUAAUAAGUGACAUCCGAUAUCAACGACUUCCAGCAGCCUUCCCAAAACAAUUUUACCUUAUUCCUCGACCCUUGCUUACUGAAUUACUAAAUGCAAUGCAGCUUGAAUAUAUAGCUCAUUAUUUAUAACCGCCUAUAAGAAAUCCGAGACCAAUUGUUGUUUAUGUGAUUACAUUUUAUGCAAACGAAAUUAAACUCUACACACACGUU